CCGGCACUCCCUCUUCUCUUUCCUAUAGCACUGAAGUCUGGAAUAGCCUGGCAACGGGGCAGUGAGGAAUGCGUGCGGUCCAGGGACGGUUUUUUCCCACGGUGACGGGGCACCGUUGUGUUUUGAUGUAAAAUCCAAAAAAGUUGUCAAUGGAUUUUUUUCCACGUAAAUAAAAAAAAAAGUUAGGAAGAUUUCUUCCUCAGAAUUUUGUGCAAAUGGAGCAAAAUGUUAUCCAGCCUCCGGGAUGUGAAGGCGAUCCUCCGACAGCAGAGCAGAUUCUUCACAACAUUGAUAUACCCACUAGCACGCUAUAUGGAGUUCUAACAAUGAUGACUGUUCUGGGAAAUCUCGUGUACCUCGAAGAAAUCGUGUAUUUAUUGAGUAAAACACCUUUCUCUUACAAAAUGACUACUUACAUCUGGAUAACUGGGGCGCCACCGGUAAGUAUGGGGUUAAUACUGCGUCUGUGACCCAGAUUCUACGAUUUAGUCUGGUUAUACAACUUUCCUAUAUGGAGUGUCGCUUCUUUCAUUGUAAAGCCCAAAAUCUAAUCUAUUGUCCAAUGUGCUCUAGGUCAUAGCAGCCACUUCCUGCAUUGGGCUGUGGAUACCCGCUCAACCAUGUUUACAGACUUCACUGCAUCCAUGGAAGUGUUUUCAUGGACAAGCUGCCGAAUUAAAAACAAAACAAAAAUCCUGUAAAACAGCUGCUGAGUUACUUGAAGGGUAGUUGUUUUCAUCUACAUUUGGCUACAGGAGACAGAAACUUCGAUGCAUGUUGUAUUAACAAAGGGUUAAAAUGUUCUUACCUCUCAGAAGCAAAGCGACAGCCUGGUUGUCACCCUCUCCAUGCCCCUUUCUGCAGCUACUUCACAAUCUGUAUCCAUAAGUUCCUGGUGAUGAUGGUGGAGUAGUAUGGUGGAGAGGAGGCCUUCAUCCACAGGCUGCAUGGAGUUCCUAUGAAGAUCAGCAUGGGCCCUUGCUGUUGCUGCUGCUGCCUGUGUCUACCUAACAUACCAAUGUCCAGGAAGACUUUAACUGUUCUGAAGUCUGGGACACUGCAAGCAGCUCUCCUGAGACCCAUCUUGCUGUUUUUUGCCACAGUUCUGUGGACUAAUGGAAACUAUGAACAGGGAAAGAUGAAAGUUGAUGGCGCUUUCCUCUGGAUAACUAUUCUCUCUGUUGCUGCACUCAUACUCUCACUCUGGCCAAUAGGGAUUCUCUUCAACCAAGCAAAGUCCAACCUGUCCAGCCACAACAUAGUACCCAAGUUUGCUUUAAGUCAGAGUGUUCUUAUUCUGACCCAGGCUCAGGGUGGGAUCAUUAACUUGCUGGUCAGCACGGGGACCAUUGUGUGCGCAGCCCUCUUCUCAGCCAGAGCCAGAGGAGCAUUUAUGCAUCAGCAGCUGCUGGUGAUGGAGAUGUUCAUUCUCAUUCUAGUGUCAUGCUGUUACUACAGGCGGCAGUACCACCUGAACACAGAAGAGGGGUGUCCGCCCUAGUGCCAGGAGCAGGACAAGCUCAAGACUCACGCUAACGGGGGAGUCGUCCUUCUCACAAAGCCUGUGAUGGUGUCACAACAAAAGGUGUAACUAACGUGACUCUGAAGUAAAAUUAAACAAAACUAGAUGGUAACUUUACAGGUUGUGGGGCUUGCUUUAUUGGGAAAGUGGUCAAAGUAGCUGAUUUGUGUCAAAAGUCACAUUGUUUACUAAUUGUCUCAUGCUUAGAAUGUGCUAGAAUUUGAAAUUUCUCAAAGUUCUAUGACAGUUAAUUCAACAGUGGGAAGUAGCCUACUGAAAGUUGAUGCGGUUACUAAAACAGCUGUACCUCUUGAUUGGUAGACGCCAUUCCCGUUUUGAUUUCAUACUUGAAUAGCUGAGAAGUAGAGGAAUAUUUCAUUUGCUCUAAGUAGUCUAACUUGUUGGGAAAGUGGUCAAAAUUUCAGUUGUUUACAAAAAGUUAGAGAAAAUUUAGUUGAUGCGGUUACUAAAACAGCUGUACCUCUUGAUUGGUAAAAGUUAGUUAUGUUUUGAUUUCAGAACAAAACAUAAAUAACUUUGGGAAAGUGGUCAAAGUAGCUGAUUUGUGUCAAAAGUUACAUCGUUUACAGUAAAUAGAAUGUUGGAAGUCUGGGAGUUUUUAAACAAUGGGGAGAUUUAAAGUGGGGACUCUUGCUUCGCAAGCCCCACUAAAUAUUGUCUACCCCCUUCUGUUGUGUUUCUCUUUUCUGACACUAUUUCCCUGUGGCGUCAACAGCACCCAGCCCUCUAUCCACAUGCAAAGACAGACCGUUCCAGCAACUGUGUCACGAGUUGUCGUAUGAAUGGAAGAAGGCUGACAAAUACAAUGAUCCUGGAAACUUUCUGCAGCUUUUCUUUGCUUAUUAGGAACACCUAACACAUUUAAAAGCUUUAAGUAAUAAACAAGGUUUAAUACUAGAAAAAACAAAAAACAGUAUGUGCUGGAGAAUGUUUUCAUUGCCUUCACCAAAACAUUUAGAAGAUAUUACGAACGGUAUAGGAUUUUGUAUAUGCCAAAAUAUGUUUACGAGUAAAUGUUUUAAGUUUAUACUAUUGUUUAAAGCUUUCGAAUUGCAGAUUGUGAGUUUAGGAGAUACUCGGUGUGGAAUUUCUAUUUCAUGUUUCACACUGGAUUUAUCGCCAUAUAAAUAAAUUUGGUCUGGUAGAAAAAAGAAAAAAAAAAUCCCUCUACCAAAACUUUGCUUUAUGUCAAUUUGAAAAUACAAUACGGACAGCCAGAGAAGGUUGAGACUCAGACCUGGUUGUGACUUUACUGUGAAAAUGUACCGUGGGAAAAUUUUAUGAAGCCUGAAAAUAUAGGAUCUACAGCAAAAAUAAUAAGGGACUUAUCAAGAAAUGUAUUAUGCAAAUGAGUGGUAGGAAAAUGCUUUUUAAAACCUUGAUUAGUGUUUUUACCUUCUUCAUUCGACAGAAUAAUUGCUGGUUGACAGAGUAAAGAGUAGUGAUGUGUGGCCCACUUUUGUGUGGUAGAACUAGUACAGGGCGGAGCUUCACUCAGCAGCACACAAUGGGAUAGU
Molecule: messenger RNA, 3060 nt
Organism: Acipenser ruthenus (sterlet)
Lineage: Eukaryota; Metazoa; Chordata; Actinopteri; Acipenseriformes; Acipenseridae
Product: organic solute transporter subunit alpha-like
Exons: 6
Coding region: 959-1501 (180 amino acids)
Biological process (GO): transport
Molecular function (GO): transporter activity
Source: RefSeq, a predicted model, not a curated record